UCAAAUCAUCCAGGGCAACUCUCUCUGUUUCUUCUUCUCUCUUCUCUGUUUUUCUCUGUGAAUUUCUUGCUCUCUGUCUGUAAUUCGAUCGAAACCCUGGGGUUUUGGUCGACCUGAACUCCUCAGAUCUCGGAAUUCGAGCUCAGAUUUACUCGAUCCGCAUCCAGAAAAAAUGACGGCGGUGUACGGAGCCCGAUUGACCACGUUCGAGGACGCGGAGAAGGAGAGCGAGUAUGGUUACGUCCGCAAGGUCUCAGGACCAGUCGUCGUUGCUGAUGGCAUGGCUGGGGCUGCUAUGUAUGAGCUAGUUCGUGUGGGUCAUGACAACCUGAUUGGUGAAAUCAUUCGUUUGGAAGGAGAUUCUGCCACAAUCCAAGUUUACGAGGAAACAGCUGGGCUGAUGGUAAAUGAUCCUGUUUUAAGGACACACAAGCCUUUAUCAGUGGAGUUGGGACCUGGAAUAUUGGGAAAUAUUUUUGAUGGAAUUCAGAGGCCUUUGAAAACCAUUGCAAGAAUAUCUGGUGAUGUCUAUAUCCCACGUGGUUUUGCUGUCUCAGCUCUUGACAAAGAUACGCUCUGGGAAUUUAAUCCUAAAAAAUUAGGUGAAGGAGACCUUCUUACUGGAGGAGACUUGUAUGCUUCCGUCUUUGAGAACAGUCUCAUGCAGCACCAUGUUCCCCUUCCUCCUGAUGCUAUGGGAAAAAUCACUUACAUUGCGCCAGCUGGUCAAUAUUCAUUGAAGGAUACUGUUUUAGAACUUGAGUUUCAAGGUGUCACAAAGAAAUUUACUAUGCUUCAGUCUUGGCCAGUACGUACAUCAAGGCCUGUUGCAUCAAAGCUUGCUGCUGAUACUCCACUACUUACUGGGCAGCGUGUUCUUGAUGCACUUUUCCCCUCAGUUCUUGGUGGGACUUGUGCCAUACCUGGGGCUUUUGGCUGUGGAAAAACAGUUAUUAGUCAAGCUCUUUCAAAGUACUCUAACUCUGACACGGUUGUUUAUGUUGGUUGUGGAGAGCGAGGAAAUGAAAUGGCAGAGGUCCUUAUGGAUUUUCCUCAACUGACAAUGACAUUGCCUGAUGGUCGUGAAGAAUCUGUCAUGAAGCGUACAACACUUGUGGCCAACACUUCUAACAUGCCUGUGGCUGCUCGUGAGGCUUCAAUCUAUACUGGAAUCACUAUUGCUGAAUAUUUUAGAGAUAUGGGCUACAAUGUCAGUAUGAUGGCAGAUUCAACAUCUAGAUGGGCAGAAGCAUUGCGUGAGAUAUCGGGUCGACUGGCUGAAAUGCCUGCAGACAGUGGAUAUCCUGCUUACCUGGCAGCACGUUUGGCCUCAUUCUACGAACGUGCCGGUAAAGUAAAAUGCCUUGGUGGACCAGAACGUACUGGUAGUGUGACAAUUGUUGGUGCUGUCUCUCCCCCAGGAGGAGACUUCUCAGAUCCUGUGACAUCUGCAACCCUUAGCAUUGUCCAGGUUUUCUGGGGUCUGGACAAAAAGCUUGCCCAGAGGAAGCAUUUCCCUUCUGUGAACUGGCUUAUUUCCUACUCUAAAUACUCAACGGCCCUGGAAUCGUUCUAUGAGCAAUUUGAUCCAGAUUUUAUCAACAUCAGGACAAAGGCACGUGAAGUUCUGCAGCGAGAGGAUGAUUUGAAUGAAAUUGUUCAGCUUGUAGGAAAGGAUGCUUUAGCUGAAGGAGAUAAGAUCACACUAGAGACUGCAAAGCUUUUGAGGGAGGAUUAUCUUGCACAGAAUGCAUUUACUCCAUAUGACAAAUUCUGUCCUUUCUACAAGUCAGUCUGGAUGAUGCGUAAUAUUAUUCAUUUCUAUAAUUUGGCCAAUCAGGCAGUGGAGAAAGGAGCUGGUAUGGAUGGUCAAAAGAUUACUUACACCUUAAUCAAGCAUCGGCUGGGAGACCUUUUUUACCGUUUAGUGUCCCAAAAGUUUGAGGAUCCAGCAGAAGGCGAAGCAGCUCUUGUUGCAAAAUUCAGCAAGCUGCACGAGGAUUUGACAAGUGGUUUCCGUGCACUUGAGGAUGAAACUCGAUGAGUGAAGAUAACGGAAAAAAUGAUUUUCGAUAGAUUGUCCGAGUGCCCAGGCGACAACAGCUCGAGUUUAUUCUUUUUGUUGUGGAUGAAAACAAACGGUUGUUAGGUUUAUAUGAUGCUGCUUUUGCCAUGGUAGUGGCCGAUGUUUUAAUUGGGAUGUGUAGCUUUGUUUUACUUUAUUUUUUAAUUUUGUGUUUCAAUCAUCUCCAUCCCUCCUUUUACUGAGAGAAUAAGAGACCAAAAAAACAAACCCAAUUCCUUAUUUAUGUAUUUAUUCAAUAAGGUUUGUAUGAUUUUGAUAUCAAAGUGCUUUAGUGAUGCUUAAUGUUUCGUUUGAGAUCUUCAUUUUAUGUAUUUAUUUAUUUUUUUC
Ziziphus jujuba (common jujube) is the source of this 2413-nucleotide messenger RNA. RefSeq names its product V-type proton ATPase catalytic subunit A. Bases 173 to 2044 code for a protein of 623 amino acids. Gene Ontology annotation, cellular component: proton-transporting V-type ATPase, V1 domain; plant-type vacuole. NCBI's taxonomy places the organism in Eukaryota, Viridiplantae, Streptophyta, Magnoliopsida, Rosales, Rhamnaceae. Gene Ontology annotation, molecular function: proton-transporting ATPase activity, rotational mechanism; ATP hydrolysis activity; ATP binding. The record is from RefSeq and is a predicted model, not a curated record. Gene Ontology annotation, biological process: ATP metabolic process; proton transmembrane transport. The transcript has 20 exons.